This is a messenger RNA of Talpa occidentalis (Iberian mole), 3312 nucleotides long. It is a transcript of the gene MYLK3, whose product is annotated as myosin light chain kinase 3. The record is from RefSeq and is a predicted model, not a curated record. Gene Ontology annotation, biological process: intracellular signal transduction; protein phosphorylation; positive regulation of apoptotic process. Gene Ontology annotation, cellular component: nucleus; cytoplasm. Bases 143 to 2569 code for a protein of 808 amino acids. Gene Ontology annotation, molecular function: protein serine/threonine kinase activity; ATP binding. Lineage: Eukaryota; Metazoa; Chordata; Mammalia; Eulipotyphla; Talpidae. The transcript has 13 exons.
CAACCCAGGCCAUCGUGUGGAUUGGCUCUGCGGGGAGAGACCGUUAACUACUAGGAACAAUGAACUUGCAGACACCAGGGCCCCAGUGAAGGCCAGCGCCAGUGGCUCUUGCAUGUCCACACCCUGAUCAAGCUUCAUCAGGAUGUCAGAAGGCUCCAAGGAGAGUUUGGGCCACCGAGGCCUGCCAGUAUUGGGCAAGGCCUGCUUAACCACUAUGGACAAAAAGCUUAAUGUGCUGAAUGAGAAGGUUGACAAACUCUUGCAUUUUCAAGAAGAUGUGACCGAGAAGCUACAGAGCGUGUCCAGAGGUCUGGGCCACUUGGAGCAAGGCCUGCACCGCCUGGAGGCUUCCCGAGUGCUGGGCCCAGCUGGGGCCGACCCUGCUCCCCUAGCUGAUGUGCAGGCUGGGUGGCCAGAGGUCCUAGAGCUGGUGAGAGCCGUGCGGCAGGACGCUGCCCAGCAUGGCGCCCGGCUUGAAGCCCUCUUCAGGAUGGUCGUGGCUGUGGACAAAGCCAUUGCUUUGGUGGGGGCCGUGUUCCAGAACUCGAAGCUGGUGGAUUUCAUCUUGCAAGGCAUUGUCCCUUGCAGGGGAGGAAGCCUGGUUGAAGGUGCUGCUGAGCACAAAGAGCGCGUGGAAGAGAAAGAAGCAAAACCAAAUCAUGCAGCGAGCACCAGGGGUGUGCAAGCCGAGACCAGGGGGCCCUGGGAAGAGAGCCAGAAGCCUGACUUGCCAGAGAGGGCGGCAGAGAGGCUGUCCCCACUCAGCCCUUCAGGGAUGGGAUCUGACCUCUUCACCCAGGCAGAGGCCUUGCCAGAGCAGGGGGAUGGCGUUCCUGGCCUGACCCAGCCCCCUGGCCACCUGCUGCUGCCCACAGAGGCGGAAGCUAAUGGAGCAUCCAGCAAGAAGCCCGAGACUAACCCGGAAUUAUCUGUGGCACCCGAUCUGGUCAGUGAAGCCCCCGCUGACCAGGAGGCUGCACUGGUCACAGAAGAAGGAGCUUCAUCCGACAGACCGGAUCCCGAUCCUCAACCCUUAGAGGAAGGCAUGAGGCUGACUUCAGGACCGCCUGCCCAGGCCAAAGCAGCUCACAGUGGUGGAGAAACAUGUCCAAGCAUCUCCAUCCACGUGCAGGAGACGGAUACCCCUGGCGAGCUGCUGGUGGCAGGAGGAGAUAGCUUCAGACCCACACCCCCUGUGGAGUCUCCAGCAGCUGCCCAUCCAGGUGGGCAGGACCCACCUGAACCCACAUGCUGUUCUCAGGCCCCUGGAACUGCGUCGAGCAAUCAGAUCCCACAAGAAGCCAGUGAAUUUCCUCUCCUGCAGAAGUGGAACAGCUAUGAGGAAGCAAAGGCCGACGAGAAGCAGGUCCCUGGGGUCAAGCCUGCCACGGGACCAGGAGGGGCCAGGAGGGACAGAGGAGAAGACUCUGGGUCCCUGGGCCUGCAGCAGGAGGAAGGCCCAGGAGCAGGAAAUCCUGAGCCCAGGAAGGGCUCCUCAGCAGGGAGCUCGGGAGGAGCAGAAGCAGGACAGACAGUGCCCCUGGGCGCCGAGGCUGGCAGCAUGAUUCUGGAUGACAGUCCAGCCCCACCAGCCCCUUUCGAGCACCGGAUGGUGAAUGUCAAGGAGACCUCAACCUCAGCGGGCUACAUGGUGUGCCAGCACGAAGUCUUGGGAGGGGGCCGGUUUGGCCAGGUCCACAGGUGCACAGAGAAGUCCACUGGCCUCUCGCUGGCGGCCAAGAUCAUCAAAGUGAAGAGCGCCAAGGACCGGGAGGAUGUGAAGAACGAGAUCAACAUCAUGAACCAGCUCAGUCAUGUGAACCUGAUCCAGCUCUAUGAUGCCUUUGAGAGCAAGAACAGCUUCACCCUCGUGAUGGAGUAUGUGGAUGGGGGUGAGCUCUUCGACCGGAUCACAAAUGAGAAGUACCACCUGACUGAGCUAGACGUGGUCUUGUUCACCAAGCAGAUCUGCGAGGGCGUGCAUUACCUCCAUCAGCACUACAUCCUGCACCUGGACCUCAAGCCAGAGAACAUACUAUGUGUCAAUCAGACAGGACAUCAGAUUAAGAUCAUUGACUUCGGAUUGGCUAAAAGGUACAAGCCUCGGGAGAAGCUAAAGGUGAACUUCGGCACCCCUGAGUUCCUCGCUCCGGAAGUUGUCAACUACGAGUUUGUCUCUUUCCCCACAGACAUGUGGAGUGUGGGAGUCAUCACCUACAUGCUACUCAGUGGUUUGUCCCCAUUUCUAGGGGAAACAGACGCAGAGACCAUGAAUUUCAUUGUGAACUGUAGCUGGGAUUUUGAUGCUGACACCUUUGAAGGGCUCUCAGAGGAGGCCAAGGACUUUGUCUCCCGGUUGCUGGUUAAAGAGAAAAGCUGCAGAAUGAGUGCCACACAGUGCCUGAAACAUGAGUGGCUGAAUAAUUUGCCUGCCAAAGCUUCAAAAUCUAAAGUGCGCCUCAAAUCCCAGUUAUUGCUGCAGAAAUACAUGGCUCAGAGGAAAUGGAAGAAACAUUUCUACGUGGUGACUGCUGCCAACAGAUUAAAGAAAUUUCCAACGUGUCCCUAAUCUUCAACUCUGCUGCUUCCAUAGACCCGGAAAAUACUGAGACCAGUGGUGAAGUGAUGACUCAAAAUUCUAAAUAAUCUAGCCCUUUACUAAUAUUGAUUCUAUUUUGUAAAAAGGUUAUGAUCCUUACCUUCCUUGAGGAUGAAAAGUGGCUUUAAAGAAAGUGACCCAGGAACUUUUGUUCCACUAUAUACGAUUACUAAAUUUGAAAUGUUCUGUUUACUUUUCAAAUAUUUCUACUUUUGGUGACAAGUGAAGGCAUGAUUUAGGUAGAUAGGAAAGCUUCUACUUUGCAUAUGUCAAAUUUAAAUUCUGAACUUCUCUGACAAGGGUGCAUAUUAUUCAGUGUUAUCCUCCAGAGAAUUCCUAGAAUUUUGGUUUGUUCUAGUGUGAGCCAACAUUUUCAUGUCCUACCUUGCUCCAGUUUGAAGUGCCAUGGAUUUAGGGACAUGUUCUUAAACUUAUUUUAAUUUGUGCUCCUUUUUGAGAAUCAAAGCACAGAUCCUUAAUAUUUUUCGAGAUUUCAAAAUAUACCAACUAUUUUAGCCAAAUCAGAAUAAUUCUUUUGAAUAUGCUUUUAAAAUCUAUACAGGGCCUCCCCGGUGGCGCAGCGGUUGAGCACUGGGUUGCGAAGCUGCCCGCGGCCUCUGCGGCGCCGGUUCAAUCCCCGGCUGCUCCCCGGCCACCAGAGGAGGGUCCCGCAUGGCGCGCAGACCUCUCCUGCCGCCCGCUGCUCCCCUCAG